Toxorhynchites rutilus septentrionalis is the source of this 3124-nucleotide messenger RNA. RefSeq names its product ER degradation-enhancing alpha-mannosidase-like protein 3 (gene Edem2). Gene Ontology annotation, molecular function: mannosyl-oligosaccharide 1,2-alpha-mannosidase activity; calcium ion binding. Gene Ontology annotation, cellular component: membrane; endoplasmic reticulum. The transcript has 12 exons. Gene Ontology annotation, biological process: carbohydrate metabolic process; mannose trimming involved in glycoprotein ERAD pathway; endoplasmic reticulum mannose trimming. Lineage: Eukaryota; Metazoa; Arthropoda; Insecta; Diptera; Culicidae. Bases 422 to 2824 code for a protein of 800 amino acids. The record is from RefSeq and is a predicted model, not a curated record.
GCGUGCAAAUGUCAAGGCAGAAGUUGUGUUGGAAGAGUGAAUGUUUCAUGGGAAACAAAUGAAAGUGGUUCUCAUCCGUAUGCUUUGUUAUCUCUCGAAUUGUACGAAUAAAAAUAAUAACUGUACCAGUUUCGUCAAAGGAUGAUUAUCGUCAUGUUCCCGGGAUACGAAUUCCACCGAUCCUGAUGGUGGAAGCUACACAGUGGAUCGCUUAAAAUUGUUUAUUGUUUAUCCUUUAAAAGCCAGAGAUUAGCCAAAAAGCGAAAUUGCGAAGCGUCCUCGAAUGAAGUUCCGGAAAGUGUUCUCAUAAAUUCCCCCUGGUUGGUGGAAUUAAAUAUUUCUGUUGUGAUCUGUGUUUUGUUUUGUGGAGUUUAGAGGAAGAGGAAGAAAACAGUGAUUGGAAGAGGCAUUCGGUAGCAAAAUGCGGACAUCGAAAGAAAAUCGACACUAUUGGAUUGAAUAUGCAGCAAUCUUGAUGGUUUCGUUGGGAUGGGCUGUGAGUUCGGAGAAAAUUCCUGCUAUACCGACUAACAACAUAUCCAACAAGGAGCGCCAUCAGCUGAAGGAGGAAGCAAGAGAAAUGUUUUACCAUGCCUACAAUGCUUACAUGGAUAAAGCUUAUCCGGCAGAUGAACUGAUGCCCCUCAGCUGUACCGGGAGAUAUCGGGGAAUAACGCCUUCGAGGGGAGACUUAGACGAUGUGCUGGGGAACUUCUCGAUGACGUUAGUGGACACACUGGACACAUUGGUCAUUCUCGGGGAUCUAGAAGAAUUUGAACGAGCUGUGAAAUUAGUGAUUAAGGAUGUACAAUUUGACAACGAUAUAAUUGUGUCCGUGUUCGAAACCAAUAUCAGAAUGAUCGGUGGUUUACUGUCGGCACACAUCCUCUCCGAAUACAUCCAGAAGCAGGCAGACGUAAUGACCUGGUACCGGGGUGAGUUGCUUGAAAUGGCUAAAGAUUUGGGCUAUCGUUUACUGCCAGCAUUUAACACAUCCACCGGGAUCCCUCACGCGAGGGUUAAUCUAAAGCAUGGUAUGAAAGUGGAAGCCUUGCGUCAUUCCAGAGAGACUUGCACAGCAUGUGCAGGAACAAUUUUGUUGGAAUUCGCAGCCCUGUCCAGGCUCAGUGGGGAACCAGUUUUUGAAGCGAAAGCUCACGCCGCCAUGGAUGGGUUGUGGAAGAUGCGGCAUCGAAGCACCGAACUGAUGGGUACAGUUUUGAACGUUCAUUCCGGGGAUUGGGUUCGACGAGAAUCGGGAGUCGGUGCAGGGAUCGAUUCCUAUUAUGAGUACCUGCUGAAAUCGUACAUACUUCUGGGUGAUGAGCGAUAUCUGGGGCGAUUCAAUAGACAUUACGCUUCGAUCAUGAAAUACAUCAGUCAGGGUCCAAUGCUGCUGGAUGUGCAGAUGCACCGUCCGCAUAGUAAAACUAGAAAUUUCAUGGAUGCAUUGUUGGCUUUCUGGCCCGGAUUACAGGUGCUUUCGGGAGACCUAAAACCAGCUGUACAGACACACGAGAUGCUCUAUCAGGUCAUGCAGAUGCACACCUUUAUUCCGGAAGCGUUUACAUAUGAUUUUCAGAUUCAUUGGGGUCAACAUCAUUUGCGGCCAGAGUUUAUCGAAUCCACGUAUUUCUUGUAUCGUGCAACGGGAGAUCAUUAUUAUCUGCAGGCUGGUAAAAAGGCGAUGAAAGCACUGCAGAAAUACGCCAAAGUUCCCUGCGGUUACGCUGCGGUUAACGAUGUGCGUACGGGUAAACACGAGGACCGAAUGGAUUCCUACGUUCUGUCGGAAACCAUAAAAUAUUUGUACCUUUUAUUUUCUGAGCCAUCGGAUUUGCUGUUGAAUAUAGAAAAUUUUAUUUUCACGACGGAGGCACAUCUACUGCCACUUACCUUAGGUCAAUUGGGUAAUCAUACCUUUAAUAUGAACGAAGAAGAACGAGGCGGAAUGCUAGAUUUUACGCGAUCCUGCCCAAGUCCCAAUAAGUUGUUUCCUGAAACGGUUAGACGUCCCCUUAGAGACCUGGUUACGGGAGUAUGCCCGCGUAUAUCGAGUGCCAAAAGACUUAGAGCGGCUGACUUUCAAGCAAGCAAUGCAGAUCAUCUACGGACAGUUCAUGACAUGGGUAUUACGAUGGUUUCUCUAGGCGAAGGAAAGGUUCAACUGCUGCAUAGCUUCUACAACGCGAAAUCACCAGAAGAUGCCGAAAGAGGCCUAAUAUUCAUGCAAGAAAUGGUCGAGCUGUCCAAGUCGAACGCAAUUCCAAAGACACAAUUACAGUGUGUAUCAUUCCGAAGGUCCGGGAAGGAGAUGCAAACCCUUAAAGCAGGGCCCAGCCAUUUCGGACCGGAGCUGACCGGAGAUAUGUCGAUCUCCCAGAGAGGUGUUUUUGCAUCGCCAUCGAAAGUUUGCACAAGCCUCAAGAACAGCAAAGAGUUGAACGGUAGGAUCGCUGUGGUUGAACGCGGAGACUGCACCUUUGUGGACAAGGCUCGAAGGGUACAGUCUGCAGGAGCGGUAGCUGCUAUAGUGUAUGACAACACGCCCAACACAUCGAUCGACAAUCAACAAAUGUUCGCCAUGUCUGGCGAUGGACGGGAUGACGUCAAAAUCCCGGUCGUGUUCCUGUUCACUAAGGAGGCAAAAGUGCUGAUAGCGGCAAUCAAAAAAGAACCUGAGCUUGAGAUUACUCUUAAGUCUGUGAUGGAGCUGGUGGAACAACAGUUUGAUUCGUUGCCGAAUGCGAAGGACAAAGUUUCCAAACAUGAUUCCAAGACUGAAGUAAUACAGACCUCCAGCGAGUCAAAACAAGCGCCAUAAUAAUAAAACAUUGCGUCUCUCCGAACGAGGCAAAUCCAAACUAGGUGUGAGAAUGUGAACGAGAGCAAAUAAAUAGCAUUCUUCAUUGAAUGAAAUUCCAAGAAGCUGGUUGGUAUGAAUGUGAUAAGUGUGAGAAGUUAUGUUUUUAGUAUACAUAUUUUUUGAAGUGAUACAUUCGUUGACCGAGUUGAAGUGUGAUGUAAAAAUACUGAAGUAGUCCUGAAAAAUGUGUAGCUAAGACCUAGUGUAUAAUAUGUUUUUAGGUAAGAUUCCGAAAAAAUAUAUUAAACUUUGCAACGA